Molecule: messenger RNA, 4872 nt
Organism: Eimeria maxima
Lineage: Eukaryota; Apicomplexa; Conoidasida; Eucoccidiorida; Eimeriidae
Exons: 14
Coding region: 1-4872 (1623 amino acids)
Biological process (GO): retrograde transport, endosome to Golgi
Cellular component (GO): cytoplasm
Molecular function (GO): guanyl-nucleotide exchange factor activity
Source: RefSeq, a predicted model, not a curated record
AUGGUGGCCGAGAACCAACACCCGCUGCAGCAGCAGCAGCAGCAACAGCAGCAGCAGGUGCAGCAGCCUGUUUUGCAUCAGCUGCAAGUGCCGGCAGCAGGGAGAUCUGCCUUCUCUUUCCUCAGCAAGGAGAAGAACAGCAGCAGCAACAGCAGCAGCAGCAGCAACAGCAGCGGGAGCCCUAGCACGACACUGAGCAGCAACAGCAGCGGCACCAGCAGCACAUGCAGCAGCAGCAGCAGCAGGGAGCUAGGCCCCGUGGUGGUGCUUGACCAUGCCUCUACCCCCUAUAGAAUACUUCCUAUUGAGGCAGCAGCAGCAGCAGCAGCAGCAACUCCUGUUGCUGCUGCUGCUGGUGGUGGUAAGAGCAAACACAGGAUGCGUAGAUCUGUCCCUCCGCUGUCUCCAUCAGGAGCAGCAGCAGCAGCAACAACAGCAGCAGGAGCAGCAGGAAGAGGACGUCAUUCCUUAUCUUCUCCUGUUGUAUCUUUGCAAGACUCAGAAGACAACAUACCAAGGAAGCACUCUUCUGCAGCAGCAGCACCAGCAGCAGCAGCAGCAUCAGCAGCAACAGCAGCAGCAGCAGCAGCAGCAAGAGACAUAAUAGAUAUAUCUGAGGUCCUGUCUCCCGAGACACAACAAAGAAAUCUAAAAGAAGUAGAGAAAGCGCAAAACAUUAGCGCUGUUGUUAAUGUUAUUUAUAGCCUACAGCAGCAGCAGCAGCAGAGCGGAGGCCUUUUUGGGAGUUUUUCUGUAGGCAGCAGCAGCAGCAGUACUGCAACAGGAGACGGCAGCAGCAGCUUCUUGCCGCUGCUGCUGGGUAGCGAGCAGCAGCAGCAGCAGCAGCAAGAGGAGCAGCAGCGCGACAGGACAGAGGAGGAGUUCGAGCCAUUCUUUGCUUCUUUAGGGGAGGAUCUUGUUCGCUUCGAACGCAACUGCAGCAAGAGCAGCAGCAGCAGCAGCAGCAGCAGGUGCAGGCGCAGCAAUCCUGCCUUUGAUUUGCUGCUGGCUAGCAGCAGCGUGUCUUCUUCGUUACCUCCAGAGGAGAAAGAGAAGCAGCAGCACCAGAGCGAGUUGCUGCAGCAGCAGCAGCAGCAGCAACUGCAGCAACUGCAGCAGGAGAUACCAGCAACUUUCUUUGAGUCCUCCUUCGAUGUCUCCGAAUUCCUUUCUAUGGACCCUCAAGAUAUGCCUAACCAACUAGAAAAAUUAUCGGAUUGGUUAGAUAAGGUAGAGUCCGGCUUAGUGUCUCUUUUUCCUCCUUUUUCUUUCUUUGCUUCUUCUAUACAAAAUAUUUACCGCAUGCAGCAGCAAGCGCAGCAAAUUAUCUAUACAUGCCAUAAACUCAGGGAGGAUUUGCAGCAGAUUCGAUCUCGGGAGGAUCGUCAGCGCCUAAAGACAGCAACACAAUCGGCGUUUGUGUCUGAGUCAUUAAGGUAUUUCUUUCCGGUGCAGCAAGGAGAGGAGACACCUGGAGCAGCAGCAGCAGCAGCUGCUGCUGCUGCUGCUGCUGGUGCUGGUACAGAUCCAGCAGGGGCGGAGAAUCUGUUGUCACGCACCCUGAUGGCCGCACGACCUUGCUGCUACCUUCCCCCAGAGGCAGCAGCAGCAGCAGCAGCAGCAAUGCCUGCUGCAGCAGCAACGCCUGCAGCAGCAGCAGCAGCAGGCUGGUAUGCGCUGCGGUGGACACUGCUGCCGGGAGUCUUGGAGGAACGGUCAUUAUACAACCCUGCUUCUGGUUUGCUGCUGCUGCUGCUGCCGCCAGCAGCAGCAGCAGCGGCGGCAGCUUAUAACUCUUCAGACGUUGCUGCAGGCCAUCCUGCUACUGAUAAUGAUGCUGCCGCCGCAGCAGCUGCUGCUGCAGCAGCUGCAGCAGCUGCAGCAACAGCUGCAGCAACAGCAGCAGCAACGGAGCCGCAGCAACAGCAGCAAGACAGCGUGUGGGUUGGGGUGUCUCCUCCUUUUGCUGCUGCAUUCUUUAAGGAGUUAUCUGUUCAGGUGUAUGGGCAGUUCGCUCAUGAAUGGGCAGGCGCAUAUAGAUUAGAUGAGGAGCCACAGGAUCUGCAACAACAGCAGCAGCAGCAGCAGCAGCGGCAGCGGCAUCUGCAGCAGCAGCAGCAGCAGAGGCGACGCAGGCGUAAUGCAGGAUUUGCAUGGGAAGAAAAGGCUCUGCUGCAGCUGCGGCAGCAGCUGCCGGCUGUAUGCAGAGACUUCAUGCGCCGCAGCAUUAUUUUCUUACUAAAUCAGAGGGGAGCACUGCAGCAGGAGCAGCAGCAGCAGCAGCAGCAGCAGCAUGGCCAGACAGUUGGGAGUAGCGUUCCCGCUGAGUCCGGUAGUGAUCCUGUAGCUGCGUCUCCCUCAGCAGAGUCAAUGCCAGAAGCAUCAGGAGCAGAGACAGGAGGAGCAGCAGCAGCAACAUCAGCAGCAGCAGCAGCAGCAGGAGAGGCCGAAGCAGAUGCAGUUCCUGCAGCUGCUGUGCUGCAGCGCGAGACAGACACCAACAGCUCAGCCGCGAACUCAGAAGCAGAGGACGAAUCUCCGCAGCCAGAGGAGGAGGAGCAGCAGGGAGAGGAACACCAGAAAGACGAGCAGCAGCAGCAGCAAGAGCAGCAGGAGCAGCCAGACCAACAGCAGCAAUGGGAGCUACAGCCGAGUGGUGGGCAACCUUCUCCUCGGCAGCAGCAACAACAGCAGCAACCGCAAAACCAGCAGCAGCAACAACAGCAGCAACAACACCAGCAACAGCAGCAGCAGCAGCAGCAGCGGCAGCAGCGGCAGCAGCAGCAGCAUAGAGUGCGUGCUGCUGAGCUAGCAGCAGCAUUAGGCCGUCUUACACCAACAGAAUUUGCCUUCGUCUUCAGAGAUUUAUGCGGGCAGGCAGUUGCUGUUGCUUGUCGUAUGGAGUCUUGGGUUUCAUUUGUGCUGCUGCGUGCUGCUGAGUUCGGCACCUUCCGUCUAUGCCGCGAGCAGCAACAGCAACAGCAGCAGCAGCAGCAGCAAGACAACAAGCAACCGGGAAGGCAACAACAGCAAGAGGACCAGGAGCAAGAGCAGCAGCAGAAGCAGCAGAAGCUGGGAAGUGCAGCAGCAGCAGCAGCAGCAGCAGAUGACCUGGCGGCAUUGGUUGCUGAUGCGGAGACACGAACACGCAGCUGGCGAUUUAUUGCAGCAGCCCUUGUUCGUGUAACAGAGACCUGUCUAGACACCCUAAUGACUAAAGUAGUGUCUGUGCUGCAGGCAGGUGCAGCGCAUGCAGCAGCAGCAAAAGGGCCGCAGCUAGCGCAGCUGCUGCUGACAGCUGCAGCGCAGCCAAUCUUCUUCGCAGAUUACAGCGGUAUAGUAGAAGGAGAGCACGAAGCAAAGUUGCUGCAACUUGAUUUGCUGCUAGCAAAGGAGACAUGGGAGAGACAGUUGCUGCAGCAGUCUCUUGUGCAGCGUCUACAGGAUCUGCUGCAGUUCCUUUCCCCUGAUCCUGCUCCUGCUGCUGCUGCUGCUGCUGCUGCUGCGAAUGCAAGAGCAGCAGCAGCAGAAGCAGAUGCUGCUGAACCAACAGCAACCACAACUUCUUCCGUGUCUCCUUUGACUGUCUCCUGUAUAUCACCUCCAGCAGCAGCAGCAGCAGCAGCAGGAGAAGCAACUGCAGCAGCAGCAGCAACAACAGCAGCAGGAGCGCGGAGCUGUGGCGUUUUGCAUCCUACUAACGACUCCCUAGCGACAGCAGCAGCAGACAUCGCACAUAUGCCUCCUGCUGCUGCUGGUCCUGCAGCACCAGCAGCAGCAGCAGACGCAGCAGCAGCAGCAGCAAAUUCUAUUGUUAGGGUUGGUACAAAAGGUGUAAUUAUUGAGGAAGAAGAAUUUGCCAUCGUCCCCUCAGCUCUCGUCGCAUUGGCGUGGAUGGGGGAGUACAUCUAUUUAUCCUUAUGGUUACCAUCGCAGCAAUCUGCUGCAUUUGCUGCACUGAAGGAUUUGCUGCUGCAGUACUCUCGGGUGUCUGUACACCUGACGGUAGGGGGAGGGGCAGUACAAAGGAAGCAACUGCAGCGAAUAACAGCAGGGGUACUUGCCCGUGUCUCUCGCUGCUUUGAUUUGCUGUUGCUGCUGCUGCAGCGGCUGACGCACUGUCUUAACCAGCAGCAAAGACUGCAGCAGCAGCAGCAACAGCAGAAACAGCAGCAGCAGAAACAGCAACAGCAGCAGCAGCAAAUGCGUAAUCAUGAAGAUGAAUGGAAACCCCAAGAGAGGCCGCCACUUGUGCAGCUGCAGCUGCAGCACCAGCAGGACUAUGCAGCAGCACAGCAGCAGCAGCAACAGCAGCACGAGCAAAAAGGGGAUCUAGAGAUAGCAGCAAAGGCUUUUCUUCUUAGUGCUCGUCGUUCGCUGCAGCAGCAGCAAAGCCAUGCUGCUGCAUUUGCUGCUGAUCCCCAAUCAGCAGCAUCAACAGCAGCAGCAGCAGCAUCUGCAGCAGCAGCAGCAGCAGCAGAUGAGGAUAUUGCUGCUGGUAGAGUCCCCUUCUUCCCUCCCCUCCUCCCGUCUGAAUCCUUAGCUGCGGUGUAUAGGCAGCUAGGGUUUGUCUCCUUAGGUGUCAAGUCUGCUGCUGCGCUGCAGCGGCUGCGCCAAGCAGCAAACGGAAUUGCUCAUAGCAAAUCUCUUGUGCUGGAGAAGUUGGUGGCAAUUCUGGUGGAUCGCUUUGAGUGUCAUGCUGCUCUUUGGUUGUCUACUCCCCAUCCUCCUGCUGCAGCAAGAAGCAGCAGCAGCAGCAGCAGCAGCAACGGGCAGCAGCUAGCGAGUACUGGCGCGGCUGCUGCCUCAGGAGAACGUCAGUCGCGUAUUUGCGUUGGCCUUCCAUUCUAUGACGGAUAUAUUCGCAACUAA